Molecule: messenger RNA, 6185 nt
Organism: Paramuricea clavata
Lineage: Eukaryota; Metazoa; Cnidaria; Anthozoa; Malacalcyonacea; Plexauridae
Source: the annotation of a GenBank genome assembly
AUGGCAGAGCUGAAACAAAAAGUAUCUUUCGAAGAAAUUGCUGAAUUUCGCUCAAAAUUCGACAAAUAUGUCUUGCCUGAUUCGGAGAAAAUAAAUAUGGAAAAUUUCGACGAACUGAUCAAGGAAUGCGAUGAACAAAUACCGCAAUUUAAGUUACGGAAAAUAGUUUGCGACCGGAGAGCGGCCGGAGAGAGUGACGAGUUGGAUUUCGGAGAAUUUCUUGAUAUUUUCAGUAAAUUGAGCACAAAAACAAUUGGCGCCAAUUUCAAGCAAGCGGUCGAGAAAAGAGAGAAUCUUACUACUGUGUCGACUUCGUCCGCGUCAGCACAAGGAACCAAACAUUCCUUUCUUGAUGCAGAAAAAGAAAUGUUUUCGUCCUGGAUAAACACGUGCUUGAAGGAUGAUUCAUCUUUGAAAGGUGGGUGGUGGUUACGUACUGGAUCUCCAGUGGAGGUGUUUGAAAAAUGUUAAAGUUGUCGUACACGGUUACGCAUGUAUUGUGUGAAAAGACGACAAAAGCCUCCCCCCCCCCCUCGUUUUCCUAAAUGUCAAGAGUCUACAGUCAUUUUUGUGGAAGCCUGGAGGGGUCAUGUCAAAUUAAUGGUGCUUGUAAAUGUGCUGGUGUUUUCAUCUCUUACGAGUACAAGAUGAAAGUAGAUUGACAUGCACGAAUAAAAUCUCAGGGAAAAAAUCACAUAAGAACAUUCGCUGGAGUAAUAGCUGGCACCCUCAUGCUAGCAUCGUUCAAGAAGUUUAUUGUGUAUCUUUAAACAGCAAUAGAAACAAUUUCGAAACACUUCAAAGAUUAUCUUAAGGAAACGCACAAUGGACAACCCUGAACCUUAAUUUGCUGAACGAGCGAGCUAAAUACGUGUCCGAGAAAAAACCCAAGAAAAUAAAAAUGGCUUGGACAUGAAUAAGAUGUCGUUGAAUGCGACAAGUCGUGAAAUUUCACGAAUUUAACAAGUCGUGCGAAUAUCGCGAAGGUCUUACUAAUGGCUAAACCACGGCUCGUGAAUCGCGACUUUCGAAUUCCAUGAGUCGUUGAAUGCGACAGUAUUGGACAUGUUUGAUGAAUAACGUGAUUAACACACUUCGCUUUACACAUUUUUUUCAGAUUAUUUACCAAUUGACGCUAAAAAACCGAAUGCCAUUUUUGCUGCCUUAAAAGAUGGUAUCAUCUUGUGUAAAUUUAUAAACUGGGCUGUUGCAAACACGAUUGAUGAACGAGUGAUGAACAGGAAAAAGUUGACAGUGUAUACGAUUCAUGAAAAUCAAACUUUGGUUCUCAAUUCUGCCAUGGCAAUUGGAUGUAGCAUCGUGAACAUUGGAGCCGAAGAUUUGAUUGAAGGCAAACCACAUCUUGUUCUUGGAUUAUUAUGGCAAAUUAUAAGGGUACGAAACCGUGGUUGUGAGUAGAAGAGGCCUGGCACUAGGCCCAGAAUGGAAGUUGGUAAACGUGUGCUAUAUUAACUAGCCGGGUAUAACACCACGGUCACACGUCUGCGCGUAUUUACUGCUUGUAUUCCAAAGACUGAAAAUAGUAUUGUCUUCACGAAUUUCUAGCAAAAGAUUGAAAGUAAAUUACGAGUGUUUAAACUCAGUAUAACUUCGUCUUGACACAAAAAAGCGGUGAAAUUCCAUACCUUAUAGCUUCAACCGUUUCCUUAUAGUAAACGCUUUUGUUUUUCCGUAUUUUCUUCUAUUAUUUUGGCAGACAUUUUGCCCGCCAUUUUUGUAUACUGCGCAUGCGCUUUACGUUUGACCGCGGUGUUGCCGGGUAUGCAAAGUUAUUUAUCCCCAAAGGUUGCCAGAUGACACUAGCUCUAAACAACAACGGACAAACUUCUGUCGCAAAAUGUCCAUAUGAACGUUCUACUGCAGCAUUUAAUAAGCCGAGAAUGGAGUUAAGCAUGACAAACCUCGGCGUCUAUACUGUUCUUCGUAUCAUGUGCCAAACCGAAUUCAAUUUAUUAUCUACAAGUAUCUAAAAGAUAUUAAAGACGUCCACACUUGUGCGUAUUAUUCCGAAUAAUAGCGAGUCCUUUCGCCAUUUGCAAAAAAUGCAUGUUGCUUUCUCUAAAUAUAUUAUCUGUUGUUUGUUUGCGCAAGUGGUCAUUUUUUAAAUUAGUUAGCACAAUUACUAUGGCUCUAUUAAUUAGUUUCGUUUGUUAGUUCAGGGUCUAUUACGCAAGUAAGGAAGGACCAAUAGAUAUAAUUAUGCAGGAAGUGUGUGGGAGAUCCCGAAAAAAACACAAAACAAACAAACAAACAAACAAACAAACAAACAAACAAACAAACAAACAAACAAACAAACAAACAAACAAACAAACAAACAAACAAACAAACAAACAAACAAACAAACAAACAAACAAACAAACAAACAAAACAAACAAACAAACAAAACAAACAAACAAACAAACAAACAAAACCAAACAAACAAAACAAACAAACAAACAAACAAACAAACAAACAAACAAACAAACAAACAAACAAACAAACAAACAAACAAACAAACAAACAAACAAACAAACAAACAAACAAACAAACAAACAAACAAACAAACAAACAAACAAACAAACAAACAUUCAAUGGGACCAUCUAACGGAUAGUGAUUUUUUAAGUUUCCUAAAAUGGUUCAUUCAUUGGUUCAAUUUUAGUAUUUAUAAAUUAAAGUUUGUUUGUAUUAAUUGUGAGGUCCAUGCACCUCCGUUAUUUUACAACUUUGUAGCAAUUUUACAGCGGUGGGGAAACCGCUAUCCUGCUUUCCAACAAUCACUCAAUCAGCCACAGGUAAUUACGACGAUAGCGAGAGAAAGCGUAGAAACAAGCUUUUCAAUGUACGUCUAGAUUGGUCUCUUCAACCGAAUCAACAUCAAGCACUGUCCUGGUAUCUCUGCACUGUUGGAAGGUGACGAAAGCAUUGCUGACGUCAGUAAGCUAUCACCAGAGGAGAUUUUGUUGCGCUGGGUAAAUUAUCAUAUUCGAGAGACUGGGUACAGCAGAAUAGUGAAGAAUUUCUCAGAAGAUAUCAAGGAUUCAGAAGUCUAUAGUAUUCUCAUGAAAAAGGUUAGUUGUCUUUAUCAUCAAUAUAGAGCGGACUUCAUUGACCUUCUGAAGCCAUGCUAAAUAUUACCUAAACAAGUAAGAAAUUCAAAUCUUGUAUGACGGAACUUUCUCUAAGCCGCAUUUUAGUAAUUCUGUGUUUGAAUAAAUUAGACCAUAUAGGCUCAGUACAAAAAGAUUAUUUUAAUAACUACGUUUCGGAGUAUAACUCCAUCUUCAGGUUAAAAAGUAACUAAAGAUAUAAAACUUUAAAAACAAUUACAAAUUAUAAAUUGUAAUUGUUUUUAAAGUUUUAUAUCUUUAGUUACUUUUUAACCUGAAGAUGGAGUUAUACUCCGAAACGUAGUUAUUAAAAUAAUCUUUUUGUACUGAGCCUAUAUGGUCUAAUUUAUUCAAACACAGAAUUACUAAAAUGCGGCUUAGAGAAAGUUCCGUCAUAUAUAUAUAUAUAUAUAUAUAUAUAUAUAUAUAUAUAUAUAUAAUAUAUUUAACAAAUAUAAAACAUUUUCCGUGUUGAUAUACAGUUAUAUCAACACGAGUGGAAAUUGGGAAAACGAGAAAUUGUGUGGAAACAUGACGCCCAAAGGGCGGAGUGUUUUCACACAAUUUCGAGUUUUCCCAACUUCCACGAGUGUUGAUAUAACUAUAUAUCAAUACGAAAAAAAUGUUUUAUAUUUUUUUUAUAAUAUAGCAAUGUCAAAAGCCCGAAGAAUAAGAAAAAUUUCCGUGUUUACAAGCGGCGGAAAAUUUCCCGUGUUGACAUGGAGUUAUAUCAACACGGCUCUUAGCCAAUCAGCGUUCAGAAUUUACAAAUACUAUAUUAUAAAUAUAUAUAUAAAAUAAAUACUGAUACCAUUGAAGAGUGUAGUAAAGGAGCUACCUUUCAAUGGUUACAUUUACUCGGCGAGAGGAUAAUCCAAAAGUAAAAAUCUAAAUUACUAAACAUUUCUUUUUGCCACUAAAAUGGUCGAUUGUUAGCAAAGGUUUUAAACACGAAUUGAGAUCAGAGUUUGAAAUUUUGGACUCUCCACAGCUCUUGUGUUAGUUAGCGUUUGAAAAAAAAUGAGAUCAUUUCAAGAUUUACUGAAUGGGCGAAAUUGAAAUAUUACAUAUCUUUUAAAAAAUACUGAGUAUGUCGGGACCUCUAUAAUACGGGCACUCACUGGCACAGCAAAGGGUCCAUAUUAAAGAGGCGUCCGCAAUAGCGAGGUUCGAAUUUAUAUGUGAGUUUUAUUUCGAAACCCUGUUAAUGUUUUCUGUAUUUAAACGAAACCACCAGAUUGCUCCAUUAACAGUAGACCUGGAUGAACCUCAUAUAACAGAGGCGGACUUGACAAAGCGGGCAGAGAAAGUUCUGGAGAACGCCAAGAAACUGGACUGUGAUUCUUUUGUUCGUCCAAAUGAUAUCGUUGAAGGGAAUCCAAAGUUAAACCUCGCUUUCAUGUGCCAUCUCUUCAAUUCUCAUCCAUCUUUGGUAUUUGAUGAAAGUGAAAUAAUUGAUAUUGAAGAGACGCGAGAGGAGAAGACGUUAAGAAACUGGAUGAACAGUCUUGGUGUGAAGCCCCAAGUUCACCAUCUUUUUUCUGAUCUGUCUGAUGGUAUUGCUUUGGCUCAGUUAUUUGAGCAGGUAUGUGAGUUUGUGAACUGUCCGUAUCAUGAAAUUUCUUGUGCUUCUAUAUACAAUUAUAGAAACACACGUGGAAGUUUGGGAGAACGAGAAAUAUUCAGUGGGAAAACGAGUCCCAAAGGAGUUCGAGUUCUCCCAAACUAAAAACCAAUACCAGCCGACAAUUUCAAAAAAUAUAAUACAAAACAUAAUCCGAAGAUAAGCAUCUUGAAACCCAAAAUAUGAGCCAAACUACCACAAGUGUUUCUAUAACUGUAAACAAACACAGUAAAAAAUAUUUUCUACAUAUUUUAUAAUAUAACUCAUGAAAAGCUUUAAUUUACAGCGAUUUCGAUCAAUUUACAAAUUCUCAUUACUUCAGGAUAAAUUACAUUCGAUCGGUUGCCCGGCCUUUGCUCCGGCGUCAAUUUGAGAAUAAAAUAGUCAAAGUCUUCUCUAUUUAAACUGAGAAUUCACUUUGUCUUGUGGUUGCGUAAUUCCUUUUUGAAAGCUAGUUAUACUAUUAACACAUUUUUCUUCGAUUAAUUUCCCGUGUUUUCAUACAGUUCUAGAAAACACGCUCUCGACUAAUCAACGUUCUCGUACCAUAAAUUUUAUAAUCUAAUUGUUCUUUGGGGACGUGAUUUUAAAGAAUGUACUAUAUGUGAGAAUUUUGUUGUCGGUACAAUGCGGAUAUGUACGUAAAAAGGCUCAUUUACACGAUACGACUAGUCGUAUACGAUUGUCAUUCUGGCAUAUGAAGUUUAUGGCGAAAUUUGAAAUGUGACAUCUUUACACGCCAGGAUAAGAAUCAUAUACGACUAAUCGUGUAGAUGGACCUUAUACAGGAUUGUCCCAAAAGCCGGAGCGUCGAUGUUUGACAGUUGCAUCGUUCUUACUGUGUGAUAUUAUUUUCCACACUGUGCAGAUCAAACCAGGAGUUGUAAAAUGGAAAUCCAUGACGAUGCCGCCAUUUCCAAAACUCUCCGGGAAAAUGAAGAAAUUGGAAAACUGUAACUACGUUGUGACAAUCGCAGACGAACUGAAAUUGUCAGUCGUCGGCAUUGGUGGUCAAGAUAUAUAUGAAGGCAACAAGAAAUUGAUUCUUGGUCUUGUUAGUCAAGCAAUGCAUUUUUACACGUUGUCUCUGCUGCAGUCUAUUGCUGGUUCUGAUAAACCUGUCAAGGACGACCAAAUUAUCACCUGGGUCAAUGACAAACUACAACAGCACGAGAAAGCAUCAAAAAUUGCCAACUUCAAGGAUCCUACAAUCGCUACUUCUCAAGCAAUUAUUGAUCUCAUCGACAGCAUCAAACCGAACUCUGUCUAUUACCCGGCAGUACAAACCACGGAUACAGACGAAGCGAAAUUCUCCAAUGCAAAGUUUGCUAUUUCAAUGGCUCGAAAAGUUGGGGCCCGUAUUUAUGGUCUGCCCGAAGAUAUUGUGGAAGUCAACCCAAAGAUGGUCAUGACAAUAUUCGCCUGUCUCAUGGCAAGUGGAUUGAAAUCAUAA